Molecule: messenger RNA, 1524 nt
Organism: Candidozyma pseudohaemuli
Lineage: Eukaryota; Fungi; Ascomycota; Pichiomycetes; Serinales; Metschnikowiaceae
Exons: 2
Coding region: 1-1524 (507 amino acids)
Source: RefSeq, a predicted model, not a curated record
AUGUCUAACACCGCUGAAACCGACUCGUCACCAGACCAGGUAAACGAAAUGGUGCCACUUGAAGAUCUAGAAGCCUCCCCUCAAAAGCACGUAUGUCUAGACCCAGUCACUUCUCAAUGUGCCAUGCAAGUGAUGGAAGAUUCUGACGACACUGAAGAUUUUGAAGACGAGACUGGAGAGUUUGAAGACGACAAAACUGAAGAAGACGAAAGUGAAGAAAAAGCCCAGGAAGCAAAAUCGCAAGUCUCCCCAGAAACCAUCUGUGACGUUACAGCAGUGCAGCAGGUGAUGGUUGGAACACCUAAAGAUGAUAACCAGAGGUCCACCGAAAAUCCCAAGAGAAGUGAAACCGACUUGCCACCCACCGAGGUAGCCAAUAUAGUGCCACCUAUUUUCGAAAAUGCAGAUGCUAAUAUCAAUCGGAUUUGGUCAGAGAACCCAUCCACUAACAAGAAUGACCCGCAAAUGAAGAAGGAUCCCGACUACGAGGAUGGAAGUCUCAAAGAAAACGACCAGAAUGGAGACGCCAACGUCGAAGAAGGCAGCGAAGCUGACAUGAACGAAAAGGUCUAUGAGCAAAUUGGUGACGCCGAUGACGAGGCUUCACCGUUGGUUUCAAAAGAGGUUGUCCCAGAAGACGUGACCAUUGGUACUGAUGGAACAGGAGCAGUGGAACAGGAGAGCUACUUCGUUCUCGACACCGACCCAGCCCAGCAAAGCAACAGCAAUCAAGAAGGCGGCAGUCAGGAGACAAAUGCAUUCACUGCGGAUCCUGAAGAUGCCUGGGAGAGAUUGACCCGUUUAAUGAAAUAUACAUCUGUUUUUGCAGCGGCAGUUGGACUUAUGUUCGUGUUUAUCAUCCUUAACGCUUUAAGUAUCAGGGGCGAAUGGAGAGAUCUGGGCUUCAAGUUGGCUUUUGGUGUUGUUUGCCAUGGGAAGCAGAUAGGCCAUUGCGUUUCUUUUCAAGCGUUGAAAUCCGCUUCUGUUCAGAAGGAGAUUUGUGAGAAACACUCUCGGAAGGUUUGCCUGGAGAAACAGAAAUCUGUUUGGAAAGCUUCGAGAGAUGUCCUAUGGCAACACAACGUGGACGUUGAGGCUCUCGGAUUGCCAAGUCCAACCCCUGAAGGCUCACAGACCAACGAAGAAAUUUCACCACAAGAUUUGGAGGCCCUUUCACCUGAAUAUUGGGAAUGUGAGUUGCGACGGGAUGGCGAUUAUGCUCAUUACUGUAAGUAUGCCGAGGAGCAAACCGAGCCUAUUCAAAAGCUCGAAGGGAUGCUUCUAGGCCUAACUUCAGCGUUAUUUGUUUUGCAGUUGUUUGCGCUCUGUACCACACGGGGUGAUAGGCCUCUUCGUUGGUUCAAAUGCUCUCUUGUGUUUGCUUUCUGGUACUUUAUGCUCACCUGUUAUGCCAUCUCCUUUAUUGCCAUGGAACCUGAGCCCCACGCAGGCAAUUGGGUGCCUGAGGCGGUAAAAUGGGGAUUAAUUUGGUUGUUUGCUGGGGGAGCUAUAUGUCUUGCUUGA